UUAAAGGCUGAGUCAAAAGCCAAGAAGUCUCUUUAUUUACGCCUACCUCCGUGCCCGUGGCAAUCUGACUAAUAACAAACUGCUCUAACAAGAAAGACUAGAAAGAGCAGAGAGCACACAGAAGCAGCUUGCAUCUAAAAAUCUGACAAACCAAGUGAUCCAGUUAAGCUCUGCUGAGCGUUUUGUUUGUUUACUGCAUCCAAAUGCUUGCAAACAGUUAACUAUAUGCAGAUAAGUCAGCAUAGCUGUGAAGUACGCUGUGAAUUUUAAUUGAGGAAGAAGGACAACUACUUAUAGGAUAGUCUAAUGAGCACGCUGCCUGGAAGAUUUUUUUUCGAUUGAAUGCUUUGUACUUUGUCUUCUGAACAAGGAUUUUAACUUUAUGGAGCUGUAGUAUUGCCAGAGCUUGCAGCAAAAAGAAAGUGUGCAUUUUUCACAGGGAAAAAAUUACAUCGCAUUGAAGCAGCUGCUUCAACUGUGCAUUGGUGAGCGUUACAGGAAGCGUUACUGCUGUACAGAAUCUGCUGGGCAUCAUGAAGCUCUGGAUUUUUAUUCUAUAUUCAGUUGUCGUUGCAUCUGAUCCUUUCCACUCUCAGCCUUCUUUUUCUUCAGUCAGAGGAUCUUGUCAGAGUUUGUGUUCCUGUGAAGAAAAGGAUGAUACCAUGAUUAUAAAUUGUGAAGAAAGAGGCAUCAGGAUGGUAUCAGAAAUAAAUGUCCCACCAUCACGGCCUUUCCAUCUUAAUCUGUUAAACAAUGGCCUGACUAUGUUACAUGUGAAUGAUUUUGCUGACCUUGUUAAUGCUAUCUCUCUACAUCUUGGUUUUAAUAAUAUUGCAGAUAUUGAGCCUGGGGCUUUCAAUGGUCUCAGCCUUCUUAAGCAACUUCAUAUCAAUCACAAUUCUUUAGAAACACUUAAAGAAGAUAUGUUUAAUGGACUGGAAAAUCUGGAGUUUCUUCAAGCAGACAACAAUUUCAUCACAGUGAUUGAAGCAAGUGCCUUCAGCAAGCUCAACAGGCUUAAAGUGCUUAUUUUGAAUGAUAAUGCCAUCGAGUAUCUUCCUCCGAAUAUAUUUCGUUUUGUGCCAUUGACCCAUUUAGACCUUCGUGGAAACCAAUUACAGACACUGCCCUAUGUUGGUUUUUUGGAACACAUUGGUAGAAUACUAGACCUUCAGUUGGAAGACAAUAAAUGGGCCUGUAACUGUGAUUUGCUGCAGCUGAAAAUAUGGCUAGAAAACAUGCCUCCUCAGUCAAUUAUAGGUGACAUUGUAUGCAAUAGUCCUCCAGUUAUCAAAGGUAGCAUCUUAAGUAGAUUGAAAAAAGAAUCACUUUGUCCUACUCAUCCUGCCAAUGAACUUGAAGAUCCUUCAGGGUCACUGCCCUUGGUUGUAACCACCUCUGUCAGUGAUAGUCACCUAUCAACUAAGGUGAUUCCUAUCCUGAAAGCUCCUACUAAAGAACCAAGUUUAGUGCUUCAUACUUCAAAGCCUACUACUGAGUUUCCAGGAAUCUACUGUCCUGUCCUCUGUCACUGCACCAGCCAUAUGCUCUCAGGAGUUCUCAUGCACUGCCAGGAGCGAAAUAUUGAAAGCUUGUCUGAUUUAGGACCCCCUCCUCCAAAUCCUAAAAAGCUAAUUCUAGCUGGAAACAUUAUUCAGGCAAUACUGAAAUCAGAUCUUGUGGACUAUGCUGGCCUGGAAAUGCUUCACCUGGGGAACAAUCGCAUUGAAAUCCUAGAGGAAGGAUCUUUCACAAAUCUGACUAGACUGCAGAAAUUAUAUCUCAAUGGCAAUCAUCUUACGAAGCUGAGUCAGAAUCUCUUCCUUGGCCUUCAGCACCUUGAAUACUUGUACCUUGAAUAUAAUGCCAUCAACGAAGUUUUGCCAGGGGCAUUUAAUGUAAUGCCAAAACUUAAGGUCCUUUAUUUGAAUAACAACCUUCUGCAGACUUUGCCACCCCAUAUCUUUUCAGGUGUUCCACUUACCAGAUUAAAUCUGAAAACAAACCAAUUUUCUCAUUUGCCUGUGAGCAAUGUCUUGGAUGAACUGGAUAUGCUGGUACAAAUUGAACUUGAAGACAACCCCUGGGACUGUACCUGUGAUGCUGUUGCGUUGCAGAAAUGGAUACAAAAACUGAGUAAGAAUACAAUGAUGGGUGAUAUUUUUUGUAAAUCUCCAGGACACCUGGCAAAAAAAGAGCUGAAAUCCCUGAACAGUGAAGUCUUGUGUCCAGGUUUAAUAAACAGCCCUGCUUUACCAACUCGUGCCAGUUUUGUAGUUGUGACAACUUCUACUGCUACUACCAACACCGCAGACACCAUCUUGAGGUCCCUUACAGAUGCUGUCCCACUUUCUGUUCUAAUACUAGGACUUCUAAUUGUGUUUAUAACUGUUGUAUUUUGUGCAGCAGGAAUAGUUGUUCUUGUUCUUCAUCGGCGACGAAGAUGCAAAAAGAAACAAGCGGAUGAUCAAAUGAGGGAUAGUAGCCCCGUUCACCUUCAGUAUAGCAUGUGUGGGCAUAAGACAACACACCACACAACGGAGCACCCAUCUGCAACUCUUUAUGAGCAACGUAUGGUUACUCCCACGGUUCAGGUCUACCGCAGCCCAUCCUUCAGUCCCAAACAUACUGAGCAACAGCAAGAGGGAAGUGAGAAGGAAGCUUAUGAUUCCAAACAUCUCUGCCGAAGUCUCCUGGAAAGAGGGAACAGUUCACCUCUUACAGGUUCAAAUAUCAAAUAUAAGGCUACAGAUCAGUCUGCAGAGUUUCUUUCUUUUCAGGAUGCCAGCUGCUUGUAUAGAAACAUUCUUGAAAAAGAGAGAGAACUUCAGCAACUGGGGAUCACAGAGUAUCUAAGAAAAAAUAUUGUCCAGUUCCAGCCUGACAUGGAAGUUCAUUAUCCUGGAACACAUGAAGAGCUGAAGCUAAUGGAGACACUCAUGUACUCCAGGCCAAGAAAGGUUAUUCUAGAACAAACUAAAAAUGAGUAUUUUGAACUCAAAGCUAAUUUACAUGCUGAGCCUGACUACCUGGAAGUCCUGGAGCAGCAAACAUGAAGUGAUACUACUUUGGGCUGCGGACGAAUUUCUGUAAUUCUGUUUUUAGUUGGAACCAUUGUAAAUAAAAGUGCCUUAUAAUAACAUGUCAACAGUCAGACCUUAAGCACAGCAGUAAUCCUAGCAAAAAAAACCUCAGGGAUCACUGUGGGAAGCCAUGGGGUUAUGUGCAGGCAAUAUGUCUUACCCCAAGUUAAACAUGAACUUUGUGUGAUUGAACUGUGGGAGGAAGGUUGGUUAUUGAAAUAUUCCUCAACAUUUUUAAAAAGUGUGUAUGGCACUCUCCAUUCUGUACCUGACCUAUGGAAAAAAAUGUUCUAUUUACUUCUUUUUCCACUCAAUUUAAUUAGAU
Pezoporus flaviventris is the source of this 3408-nucleotide messenger RNA. It is a transcript of the gene SLITRK6, whose product is annotated as SLIT and NTRK like family member 6. Gene Ontology annotation, molecular function: protein binding. Bases 534 to 3056 code for a protein of 840 amino acids. Lineage: Eukaryota; Metazoa; Chordata; Aves; Psittaciformes; Psittacidae. The record is from RefSeq and is a predicted model, not a curated record. The transcript is spliced from 2 exons. Gene Ontology annotation, biological process: positive regulation of synapse assembly; axonogenesis; regulation of presynapse assembly. Gene Ontology annotation, cellular component: membrane.